This is a messenger RNA of Prorocentrum cordatum, 3603 nucleotides long. NCBI's taxonomy places the organism in Eukaryota, Dinophyceae, Prorocentrales, Prorocentraceae. The record is from the annotation of a GenBank genome assembly.
AUGGAACCCGUGCUGCGCUCGGCGCAGGUGCUGGCGCGCGCCCUCGCGCAUUUCAGCGAGCUCCUAGGCUCCGGCGGGAACGCUGAACAGCUCGCCGCGGCAGGGGUCGAUGUGGCCGUUGUGCGCGAGCGCGCGGACCAGCUCGCCGCCGCGUUGGCGGAUCAAUUUGACAGACCCGCCAACGUGUAUGCGAGGCUCCGCGCCCCGCAGCGCACAGUUGCGGAGCUGCAGGCAGAACUAUCCAAAGUCAGGCGUUGGUGGCAGUACGCCUUGAAAAAGAAGGACCAGGCGCAGUCCGCGCUGGUGGCCGAGCGCCAAAGCAAGGAGGGAAACCAGAUGCGGGCUCUCUGGAUCAUCCGGUGUUUCCUGAGCCCCCCAACCUUGUCGCAGCGGGCGCUGGCUGAUUACUUGGGUGCUUUCCCUGUGGGCGGCGACCGGGCCCCAGUCGGGCAAGGGUUCAUUGGCCGAGUGCGGGACGCAUUCGCGGCGACCCUGAAAGAUUUCCAGAAGCACGAGCUGAACGCUUUAUGCGCCGCGGCGCUGGAUGCCAGAGAGGCGGCUGGUCAGCAGGGGCCUUGCGUCGUUUACCUCGUGCAUGUCCACGACGAAGCGCAGAUGCGGCUGCGCAGUUUCCAGACGGACGCCAACGCCACGCCGGGCAUGCCGCUGCCGCGCGGCGUCGGCGUCGGCGGGGACGCCUUCUCGAGGUCCAGGGAGGCCAAGGUGCAGAACAACGUUAUCCGUGUGGCCACGGGGGACGCUUGCCUGCAGUGGCUGACCGAAUUGCAGCCGCUGGCGCGCAAGACGGCCGACACCCUCGCCGCCGCAUUGUUUCAAGCCGUCAAGGACAUCCUCGAGAUAGUGGGGGGCCAGUGCGCGGGCCGCUCGCCCGUGCAUUCAUAUAGGCUUGUCCACUUGCUCAUCGGCGACGGCGUUAACACAAAUGCUGCCGCGGGAGCCCGCCUCCUUGAGUUGCUGCCGGCCCAGAUGGCCGCUUGCGGCAAGUACUUGUUGUUGCUGUUGCGGUGCGCCAGCCACCAGUCUAACCUGUGUGUAGAAGUGGCAAUCACUGGCAAGAAGCUUGCAAAACCUUUGGAGCAGUGCCCCCUGACGGCUAAUUGUUCGAGGCUGUUCAAGUAUCUGCUCGCGGCGCACGUGGACGAGUACUGCUCCUCGCUUCGCAUUUUCGUCGCCGCCCGCUUGCGCUUCAUACGCGUUCCUGCGGCGUUGUGGGCAGCGGGGCCGCUCGCCCUCGACGGCGCCGAGAGCGCGUUCCUCAGGUUGUACGGCGCCGACGUGUUCCCUGACGAGUACUGCCGCCACUUCCCGUCGGGCGUGCGGUCCUGGGACUACGUCUGCGAGGAGGGGGAAGACGCUGCCGCCAUCAGGGCCGCAGUUUACGCCGCCAUCCUCCGGGUCACUCUGAAAGUGGAGGAGCGGCCCGUGGUCACCCGCUUCUGGCUCUUCGGCGAGUGCGUUUUCUCGCUGGUGCGCCUCAAGGUCCUCGGCGUCGGGGGGGAUUUGUUCGAGGCGGAUGCCCGCGCGGAGGCGCGCCUCCGCGUGCAGCGAUUUGUGGCAUGGUGGCGCCGCCCAGAAACGGACAGGGAGGUGCGGCAAGCAGCUCUCUGUGUCCGCCUGACGCUCUUCGCCACGAAGCUGACGGCAAAAAAGGACAGCUCGGCGGACGAACGGCCCGCGGUCGUUCGCUUGCAGACUGGCGUCGUGCAAGAGCGGACCUCGGACGUCCUGCAGGAUAUUUUUCGACACCUCCACGCGGACCCAGUGUUGGAUAUCCCUGUCGUCGUCGAUCGCCUGCUCCUCACAGAGAUGCAUAUUUGUAUACGGUUUGGCCAAUAUAGUGACUGGCCAUACAGGAUGUGCACGAUGGUGGCGGCGUGGAACCCACUUGGCUUUCAGGACGCCAUCAAAAGUUUCCUGGACGCGGAGGAGACGGCCCUUGAUGCUGGUUACGGUGUCCCGGUUCAAAGAGAAGCGCUUGCCAAGGGCAGCCGGUCCGCUGCCAUCGACCACUUGAGGGGUAGCCACAUGCAGGAAGAGUUGUUUGGUCUCUUCAGUAAACUCGUAGCCAACUCACUCGAAGUUGAGCGCUCGCAUGCGCUGGGAAAGAGGAGCGAAACGACUCGCGGGAGAUUGCGGAGCGUCGGGUUCGCUUCGCGAAACCACAUCAUUGAGACGCACCUCCGGGGUUCCCGACAGGCGCGCUCCAGGACGUUCUACCUGCGGCGCCGCCUCCGCCAGCUGAAACACACGAGCGUCUGGUCCAAGGCCUGGGAGGACUGUCCAGAAUUGGCACCGAGACCAGUCGGCCGCCGUUUCGGCGCCCCCGCGUCGGCGGAUGCCGCCCGACCUGUUCGCCCUUGGGAUAGGAGGCGCCUGCAUGCGUACGUCGAGGAGAAUACCGAAAGCCUGCAGAGGAGAGUGCAAGAGGACCGGGCUAGGGCGAAGGAACUUGAAAAGCAGAUCGCCACCGUAGUCCCGCACUCGGCCGAAGACUGGCUCCGUUGGUUCUCCGUGGAGGAGAACGAGGCAACGUUCCGCGAGAGAAUGGACGCGGGCAGGGCGGAGUUUUCCCGCAGGAUCGACGGGCCCCCGCUUCGCGCGGCACCGAGGGUCCACCCGCAGGCAACAAGCAUCCGGGAUUUUCCUGCAUGGGCCAAGAAGCUUGCCCACGCGGAAGACGGAUUCUACCUCUUGAAAUGGGGCCCAGGUCGUGUGCUCUUGCUCUUGGUCGCCUCGAUCGGGUAUCAAGUUGGCUGCGUUGAGUUCGCUCGUGAUGGGCACAACAGCUUCACGCUCGAUGUCGGCAGGCGGCUUUCCGAUGUCAUCGCGCCGCUAACCAGGUUCGUGGCCGACCUUGCGCUCCCUGAGGCGACGACUGUGCACGGGGUGACCGUGGACGCGGCGCAGGUGGAUUGGCCCGACCUGCGGGUUUCUAUCACGAAGCCUGUGCUCAUUUCCAUGCCCGACAGGGCCGCCGUGCAGCGGAAGGUCGCCGCUCUCGAGAAGGCGGACAAGAUAGGUUCCGACCCCGACGACGAGGACGCUGAAUCCGUGGCAACGGACUUGGAGGAAAGCGCCGAGGAAUGCACGGAGGAAGCGGGGCCAGACGAGGGCGACGCACCCAAGGGCGCAGGCCGCGAGGCUGACGGCGACUCGUCGGGGCCAGAGGCCGCCCCCGGCGACGAGCGCAAGAAACCAGGUACCAACACUGUGCAGGACCAGUCGUGUUUGUACUUCACAAUGACCCGCAACCCCGCUUUUGUGGACAUUGUGUAUAGCUACCACAGUUUAUGGAGGAAACCCGACGAGCUCGGACGGCUGAACUACAGCAAGCGCCUCCGCCCGCGCAGAUACGGCGGGGGGGAACUCGGAGUUCGCAGGGUCUUCAUUGCGCUCCGGGCGUGGGGGCUCUGGCGGACGUCGCGAGGCGGCGGUGGAUGGAAAGAGCGGCGGUCUUGCCGCAGGAAAUGGUGGCAAAGCGAGGUGGAGGCUUUGCGGCGCGACUUGGCCUCUCUUGGGGGCGUUGACGCGCUGGGCCCCGCGGCGGGGGACGUGCGCGACUGGGCGCCGGAGAUCCUCUGA